Molecule: messenger RNA, 237 nt
Organism: Entrophospora sp. SA101
Lineage: Eukaryota; Fungi; Glomeromycota; Glomeromycetes; Entrophosporales; Entrophosporaceae
Source: the annotation of a GenBank genome assembly
AUGUCGAUUUUUCAGUACAAGGGUCCUGACCGGAAUGUCAUAAGGAAUUUUUCUCGACAUCUUUUGAAUAGUUUACAAUACCAAAAAUGUGGACACGAGAUUGCAGUGAAAAAGAUUUUCACUUACAAAGCCGAGCGAAUAUCAGAUUCUAAUUUAGAGAAUGACCCAGGAAUAGGUCACCGAAAACGAUCAAGAUACAACCAUAACGAGAGUCUUGCCACUGAAGCGUUACAGUAA